AUGGCUGAACUCACAACCCGCAACGGCGAUCCUUUCGACCGUACACUUUUUGAGUCACUUUUGAAGCGUCGACUUUUCUAUACCGAAUCUUUCGAAAUUUACCGAACCUCUGGAAACAUUAAAGGCGAUAGUAGGGGCCUCUACGAUUAUGGACCUCCAGGGUGUGCGCUUCAGUCGAACAUUGUGGACUUAUGGCGGAAACACUUCGUCCUUCAGGAAGAUAUGCUCGAACUGGAUUGCACAAUUCUAACACCUGAGGAAGUAUUCAAGACUAGUGGUCAUGUCGAUAAAUUCGAGGACUGGAUGUGCAAGGAUUUGAAGAAGGGAGAUUUCUUACGGGCCGACCACCUUAUUGAAACGGUUCUUGAGGCGAGACUGAAGGGUGAUAAGGUAGCCAGAGGCAUUGCUUCUGAAGGUGACAAAGCUUAUGGUGAAGGGAAAAGGAAGAAGAAGGGUCCCAGUGUGAGCGACAUCAAGGCGAUGAAGUUGGAAGAUGCUGUCGUCGCGGAAUACGAGGAGGUUCUUGCCAAGAUCGAUAACUACGAUGGAUCCGAGCUCGGCACAUUAAUCAAGAAGUAUGAAAUUCGGAAGCCUGAUGGAGACGCACCGGUAUCACCACCCGUCCCCUUCAACCUCAUGUUCAAGACAACUAUCGGGCCCAGCAGUGCUUCCCCAGGAUAUCUCCGACCAGAGACAGCCCAAGGCCAGUUCCUAAACUUCAAGAAACUUCUGGACUACAACCAGAACUCGAUGCCAUUUGCGUCUGCUUCUAUUGGAAAAUCAUUCCGCAAUGAAAUUUCCCCUCGUUCUGGCCUGCUCCGCGUGAGAGAAUUCCUGAUGGCUGAGAUCGAGCACUUCGUCGAUCCGGAAGGUGGAAAGAAGCAUCCUAAGUUUGACCUGGUCAAAGAUCUGCAACUCAGCUUCCUCGAUCGCGCAACCCAGCUGGGUGGUAAGACCACUCUCCAGAAGACUACAAUCGGAGAAGCAGUGGCUAGUAAGAUGGUAGAAAAUGAGACACUGGGAUACUUCCUGGGCCGCAUCUACGUCUUUCUGCUCAAGAUCGGCGUCGACACGAAUAAAGUCCGAUUCCGUCAACACAUGGCAAACGAGAUGGCCCAUUAUGCUACUGACUGCUGGGACGCCGAGCUCCAGACCACUUACGGCUGGAUUGAAUGUGUCGGAUGUGCGGAUCGCAGCGCCUACGAUUUGACCGUGCACUCCAAGAAAACAAAAGAGCCUCUUGUCGUCCGUGAAUCCCGGAGCGAGCCGCUGAGAGUAGAAGAGUGGCAAAUCGACAUCAGCAAGCCCAAGCUGGGACCAGUCUUCAAGAAAAACGCCAAAGCUGUGGAAGCGGCGCUGACCUCGCUCUCUCAAUCUGAGCGGGAGUCCCUGGCUACGAUUCUAGAAGAGAAAGGUAUCAUUUCAGUCACUGUCCCCGAGAUGGCAGAACGUGUUGAGAUUUCCAAAGACUUCAUCAGUAUCGUCAAAAGAACGAGAAUUGAAAACGUCCGCGAAUACAUCCCCAAUGUUAUCGAGCCAUCAUUCGGCAUUGGGCGAAUUUUCUACAGUCUGCUGGAGCAUGUUUACUGGCAUCGUGCUAACGAUCCCGCGCGUGGUGUUCUUUCCUUUCCCAUCUCGGUGGCACCCACGAAAGUUCUCAUUGUCCCGCUCUCCACUCACCAAGACUUUGUUCUCCUAACAAAGAAAAUCACUGAGGAUCUCCGUGAGCUGGGCAUAUCUUGUCGCGCUGAUGAGUCCUCUGCAAGUAUUGGAAAGAGGUAUGCCCGGAAUGACGAAUUGGGUAUCCCGCUCGGUAUCACGAUCGACUUCGACUCUGUGAAAGAUGGAACGAUCACGCUGCGGGAGCGCGAUAGUACAAAACAAGUCCGCGCCUCUCAGGAGGAAGUUUUCGUUGCUAUCGAGUCUCUCAUUAACGGUAAGGAGAAAUGGGAGGAUGUGUUUGCAAGACUCCCUGAGUUUCUGGGUCAGAGUGGAGAUGAGUAA
Aspergillus welwitschiae is the source of this 2004-nucleotide messenger RNA. Its product is annotated as glycyl-tRNA synthetase. Gene Ontology annotation, molecular function: ATP binding; glycine-tRNA ligase activity. NCBI's taxonomy places the organism in Eukaryota, Fungi, Ascomycota, Eurotiomycetes, Eurotiales, Aspergillaceae. The record is from RefSeq and is a predicted model, not a curated record. Gene Ontology annotation, cellular component: mitochondrion; cytoplasm. The transcript is spliced from 3 exons. Gene Ontology annotation, biological process: mitochondrial glycyl-tRNA aminoacylation. Bases 1 to 2004 code for a protein of 667 amino acids.